AUGGAAGAGAUUCACCGCCACCAAUGGCUACUCGAGAUACCUUCCGUACUUAAAGGAGCGCAAGACCUACGACAGGGCCCAGUCCGAUUCAAAGAAGCGCUUCGAGCUCACACUGGCAAUGUAGUCCUGAGUCUUGAAGUCUUGGAGUAUUACACGGGUACGAUGCUAGGCUCAAUGGUCCCGGAUCUUAGUAGUUUCCAAGGUUUCUUCUAG
Messenger RNA from Echinostoma caproni, 213 nucleotides. The record is from the annotation of a GenBank genome assembly. NCBI's taxonomy places the organism in Eukaryota, Metazoa, Platyhelminthes, Trematoda, Plagiorchiida, Echinostomatidae.